GAAAUGCCACCAAAAAGCACAGAAGACAAUUCUGUGAUGUGAUCAACAUUUUUGGUGGCUCCCCUGAAACCCUUGAAAUCAUGGCUCUAUUUUCAUCAUCACACCAUCUUACACCUAAAUCUACUGAUGUAGUCCUAGUUCGGGCUGAAACGAUAAAAUCGUUCGCAGUUUACAUCACGUACAUGUACAUGUUGGAUUAUUUUCAUUAGUAACAACAUUCCAAAAAAUAACUGACGAGCUCCGCUUUUAGGCUUGGCUAAAUCUAUAUAUUAUAGUAAACGUUUAGCUGAAAUAGUAAACUUUAAAAAAUUGUAUCCUUAGAAAAUGGGCAACAAUCAGACUUUUACAAAACCUCAUCCUGGAACAUGCUGGUCAAGCGUGUUUGCGCCGUUUGGUCCCGUCAAAGAACCGCUGCCUAUGUUGGCAUGCUUGUUCGUCGCUGCCCUUGGUCUCUUUGGCAUGUUGCUGUCCAGGAGAGUAACCUUGGGAGGCAAGUUUCUGUACUCUGCUAUGUUCGGCUAUGGCAUCUCCAGUCGCUGCUUCCACUGGAAUUUUUGGGAGGGCUUCUACCGUGUCUUUGACGUCCAGCUUAACUUCCUCCAGGCCAUCAACAUUGUUUACAUGAGUUGCAUCCCCAAAGAAGAACACUUAUUUUACAUGAUAUCCUCCUACGUGCUGAUCAUGUUCUUCUCUAUCUACCCGUUCUUUGCUCAUGUUUUGGGAAUGACUUUAGGGCAGCCCUGGAUCUCUUGGAUCAUAUUUGAUGGGAUUCGGAUUUUCGCUUUGAUCGGUGGUGAUAAUUUGGUUCCAAUGGGACCACUUGGGAACGCCAGGACACCCAAGUCGACAAGCAAUGUUCAAUUUAGUGUGGAACACCAUCAUCUCGGUGGUAUUGGCGUACCUCUUCUGGAUCCUUGAUGAGGUGGUAUGUAUGAAACAAGGUAACCAAAGUGUCGCCGUUGUCAUCUUUGGACACACUCUAUGGCAUGUGUUCAUUGGGUUCGGCUUUUACUACAUGACGACCCUUGCAGUCUUCUUACGAGCUCCAAACUUGCGUGUUUACCCUUAAGUCCUCGCCUGGCCCCAGAACAAGCCUUUCGUUGUUUUCGUUGUGGUGCAAUACGACCCCAAUCUGAUGCUUAAGGAAACAAGACCAAAGAAGGAACACUAAUUGUCUCAGUUUGUAUUGUUAUGGUUAGUGACCGAUGUUUCUCUCGAGGUAACAAUCCGUAGACGUUUUUAAAAAAUGAAAUCAGUGUAAUGGUUUUUAGUCUAAAUGCAUAGUCCAUGCAAGCUCGAUUUAUGAUCAAGCCAAUGGAUUGAGGUCCUUAAGGAGUGAAGACGAAUUAAGGUUUCUUGAUCGAAUGUGUCUUUGUAUUUCCCACCACAGGUACAUGUACGCAAUGAUGGUAAAGCAUGCUGUACCCGUAAUUCCUAGCGUGCUAGACAUACAAUAAGUGUUGGUUAUUACUUAAAAACGUUCGGUCAAUAAUAUAUACAUAACAAAUGUAGGUUGAACUUCUCCAAUUAAAAGCUGUUUAUUCUGCAAAGUAAGCCAUUACCGUAAAGGCAUUAUUUUUGUAUCAGUACAAAAUGACAAACAAAUUUGAGCCAGUUUUGCUGUCUUAACACAAGAUUGGCAAGACUGCGUUGCAUGUCUUCCACAUUUUGUGCAAAAUUUUCUCAUUUGACCAAAUGUUACUUAGAACUGUCGUUCUGGGCCAGUUUUCUGUUUUAACUCAAAAUUGAGAAAAACUAUAAUUAAAGGUAGAAAGACCGGACACUUGUCAUCACUGGAAUGACAGAUUUAGAACUCGUCGUGUGGAAACAAUAUACAGGUCACAAAAGAUUGGAAAGUAAGUGUUGAAAGACUUUUAAGUCAGAUCUCUUAUAAUUUUUGCACAAAAUAGGGCUGCAUAUGGAUGCAACAGUUUGUUCAUGCAGCUGGUAACUGUAAUUCAACAAAAGGAUGGAUAUGGGGGGCGUCAUUGUACUCGAUAUGACUUUUAGUGAUUAUCGUCGACGGGUUACCAGUAACUGCUUGUUGUUCCCACUGUAGUAGUCAGUAUUAUUGGCUGAACAAAAUCCAAUCUCAUACCCUAAAAUUCUGAAAAUUCGCCCCCUCCCCCCCUCUAUUCAUAAGCUUCUCCAAACGUAAGCCCCCUAAUUGGAAACUCAAGAAAGCCUCCUGUAAUGAGCCAUUUCUUAUACAAGCCCACGAGGGCUUAUAUUUGGAAAUUAUUUUCAUCUAAAAACUUAACACUAUAUACCAUAUUGGAACUUUACGAGAUAAGCCCGACGUGACUUCUCACACGUUAGAUUUCUAUAAACUAUAAACUACGGUGUGAAUGGAGAUGUUUCUUGGUGUUGCGGACGCUAUUAAACACUUAGAGUUAGUGUGGGAAGCAAGCCAUAAUUAUGUGUUCCAAUUAUAUAUUUUUUGUAAUCAAGAGUGUCUCCACUGAUUUUGGUAAUAAAGUGUGUGUUUUGUU
Messenger RNA from Orbicella faveolata, 2492 nucleotides. RefSeq lists its product as uncharacterized. The record is from RefSeq and is a predicted model, not a curated record. Lineage: Eukaryota; Metazoa; Cnidaria; Anthozoa; Scleractinia; Merulinidae.